AUGUUUGCAAAAACGCCCGCGCCGCGAGCUGCGCGCGCCGGGGCUCUGUCUCACUCACGUGCCGCAAUAUGUGUCACACACGGCGGCUUCUGCCACCUCUCGAUCGGCGGCCGGGCGAGGGCGCGGCGGGUGACGAGUUAUGCCAACCAGCAGUUCUUCGACGGCUCGCGCUGGCAGUGGACGGUGCCGCCCCUCCGCGCCGACAACGCGCUGGUCAACGGCCCGCUCCCGCUGAUGACUCUGUGGAGGAAGGAGCGCGGGCUAGAUGCCGAGUCCGACCUCUGGCUAGCGACGCCGCACGGCUUCGACGAGGCGCUCCCAAAGGGGCACGAAGACUGGGCCUUCUGGCUGCAGCUCACGGAGCGGCUGCCGCUCGACUCGGUCCCGCGGCUCAUGCGCACCCUCUUCGCCGACCUGCUUGACCAGAAGCCGGGCAUCACCGAGGCGGUCGUCAUGGACGUCUCCGUCUCGCAGCACCUCCACCCCACCCGCCCGGAGCCGCACCUCUGGUCGGGGAUGAUCCUGCAGGCAAAGGGCGACCUGGCCGGCGCGGCGGCCGCGUACAACGCCUCCGCCGCGCUCGCCGCGCCGUACGAUUGGCAGGGCUCCUACCGCUUCUGGCGGGCGCUGCUCCUGCUCGGCGACGGCGCCGCAGCGGCGCGCGAGGAGGCGGCGCUCCGCCGGCGCACAGACGCUUAUGGUGACGUACUGCCCGCCGCGUCGGAGUGA
Molecule: messenger RNA, 729 nt
Organism: Emiliania huxleyi CCMP1516
Lineage: Eukaryota; Haptophyta; Isochrysidales; Noelaerhabdaceae
Exons: 6
Coding region: 1-729 (242 amino acids)
Source: RefSeq, a predicted model, not a curated record